CAUUGACGAUGAACUAUCCUGCUGCUGUUGUUGCAUUCUCAUCAACCCUCCAACAAUGUGUAUUACCAUAAAUUGAGAGAAAAAUUUAAUGAACAACGUAAAGGCUAUACUAAAUGGUUACAAGCUCAAGUAAAUUUCAUUCAAUUACAGAGAUUGCGUAGAAGAUCCGAAUCAAUUGCAGCAUCACACACUUAUCAGCAUCUUCCUAUUGAAUUUUUAUUUGAUGAUUAUUUGGUAAUUAUGGCAAUGAAGAAUUUUCCAUUGAAUUAUUCACACAUUGUAAAACAAUUACCAUUUGUUUUGAAUAGGAAAUCAUUAUUUAGACUUGCGUUUAAGAAUUGUUAUUCAGAUCUGUUGUUUCAAGCCUCAGAAACAGCUAGGAAAGAUCCAGAAAUUGCACAAAUGAUUGUACACUUUAAAGGAACAGAAUUGGAAUUUCUCUCUGACGAAUGUAAAGCCAAUAGGAAUGUGGUGUUAUCUGCUGUUGGAAGUAAUGGGUCAAUGAUUGAAUUUGCGAGUGAAGAGUUGAGAAAUGAUGAGGAAAUUAUUUUGGCUGCUGUUAAAAAUGGUUACGUCAACUUUCCCGAAUCAAUAUUCGAAAGAUAUCCUCAAGUAGCUGUGGAAUGUAUGGUUUUAUAUUGGAAUUCUAGAGCGAGUGAAUUGCCUGAAUUUAUUUGGACAUGUAGAGAACUUGUGUUGUCAGCUAUCCAAAGAAAUGUCAAUAUUUAUUCUGUUAAAUUAUUGGCACCACAUUUGAAAUUAGAUAGAGAGAUUGUAUUGAUUGUUGCAUUAGAAAAUAUUACACUUCUAGAUGAGGAUUUGAAAAAUUUGGAUAGUUUCAAAGAUCGAGAAUUUUGCUUACAAUUUGUCAAGAAUAAUUACUUGGGAUUUAAAUUUAUUCCAGAAAUAAUGAGACAAGAUAAGGAAAUAAUGAUGGCAUGCUUGAGAAAUGAUCCAUCAAUGAUUGAAUUUACAGAAUUGGUCAAAGACAAGGAGUUUUUAUUGAUGGCUCUCAAUGAAGGAUGUAAAAUUUUACCAUAUCUACCAAAUGAUUUACUGAAUGAGGAGGAAUUUUUACCAUUCAAAGAAUCAAGAUUCAAUUUAGAUGAUAAUUUUCCAAUGUUUAUGGAGGAGUAUGAUGAAAUUGAUAAUAGUCGAACCAAAAUUUCUCUGGAUGAAAGUUUAUUCAUCCAAAAUGAUAGAAGUGUAAUUCUUAGUGCUGUUCGAUUGAAUCCGUCUUUGUUGGUAUUUGCUACAGAGAAGUUGUUGAAUGAUUCAGAGUUUGCUUUGCAAUGUGUCAAUGGUAAUGCACUAUGCAUUGAGUAUUUACCCAACUUUAGAACUGAUAAGGAAUUUAUUUUGCAAGCCAUUGAAUUGAAACCAGAUAAUAUAUGUAUUGGUGAUUUGUUUUCUAAUGAUAUAGAUUUUAAGGAAAGGCUCACAAAUUUAAUUUUGGAAAGAAGGGUUGCCUUUAGUAUUGUUCCUCCAUAUUUGAAAGAGAAUGAGGAUGUUUUGCUGACAUGUAUGCAAAUCAAACAAUACGAUUUUUGGUACAACCAAAUUCCAACUCAUCUAUUAGACAGUAAGGAUUUUGUUUUGAGAGCAAUCAAAGCCUCUCCUUAUACUUACUGGACUCUCUUUAGUAAUGAUACAAACUCAGAAUAUGAAAUGCUACAAUUGAAAUACCAUGGAAUGUACAUAUUUUCAAAUAUCAAAACACGACGAUUUUAAUAUUUUACUUAGAGAGAGAAUGAAUUUUGCCUAUGAUGGGUUAGUAGAUACAAGCUGGUGCAAAAUGGCUGAAUUGACUUAGUAAAUUUUUC
Naegleria gruberi is the source of this 1823-nucleotide messenger RNA. RefSeq lists its product as uncharacterized. Lineage: Eukaryota; Heterolobosea; Eutetramitea; Acrasida; Naegleriidae. The record is from RefSeq and is a predicted model, not a curated record. The coding region runs from base 241 to 1731 and encodes 496 amino acids. The transcript has 2 exons.